CGGGAAGUCACGCUGGGGAGCCGGGGCUGUGCCAGGGAGCCGGGGCUGUGCCAGGGAGCCGGGGCUGUGCCAGGGAGCCGGGGCUGUGCCAGGGACACCGGCCCGGGCAGCUCCGGCUGCUGGAACACAGCUGGAACACAGCUGGAGCACAGCUAGAACACAGCUGGAGCACAGCUAGAACACAUCUGGAACACAUCUGGAGCACAGCUGGAGCGCCGAGGGCUCCCCCCGCGGGUCCUGGUCAGUGCCGGGUGCCGGAGGGAGCCGAGCCCGGAGCCUUUGGCAGCUCCGCGCGGGUUUGGCAGCGGCUGGAGGAAGGAGCGCGGCGAGGAAGGUGUCGGUGUGGGCCGGCCCUGAGUCAGUCCCGGCACGGCCACUGCCCGGGGCUGCUCCCGGGCCGAGCCGCGCUCGCUGGCGGUGCCGGAGCUGCUCGGGACGCUGCGGCAGCCCCGCCACGGCACGGACAGUUUUUAGGUUGUUCAGCAUGAGUGUGGCUGUGCUCCUGCUCCUGGGGCUGGGGCUGCAGGUGGCAGAAGGCAGAAGGGACAGGUGUUUCUUCAACCGCACUCAGGAGUUCUGUGUGUGCUACAACCUGUCCGAGGAGACCAUGGGCAGCAUCAUCCAGUGCCUCCCAGCAACUGUGGUGGAGUUUUGGGGCGGAGAUCUGGAGAAAUACGCCGCCUUCCCCAUCAGGGACCCGGACUCCUCCGUCAUUGACACUCUGGGCUCCCUUAUCAUCCAGAAAGUAGUUAUUGGGAAUGUCCUGGUGCCUGAGGCGCUCCUCGCCCGUGUGCUGAGGUUCUUCUCCUACACCCACGUGCGGGAGCUGGCCUUUGAGAGCUGCAUUUUCCAGGGCACAGGCGACUGGAGCGACAUGGAUGGGCGCAGCUUGCCCAUCCUGUCCCUGAGCUUCCACAACGUGACGUCUGCCCCGCCGACGGGCCGUGAGCAGGCCUUCUCCAGCCUCAGCAGCUGGCUGGGGACCCUGCAGGAGCUGGCUGUCACCAGCUCCCACCUCAGCAGCCUGCCCUGUGCCCUCGGGAGAAAGCUCAGAGCCCUGCGCUCCCUGGACCUGGCCCACAACAGCCUCUGGGACGGGAGUCUGGCCCCCACCUUCUGCCAGGGAGCUUUCCCUCAGCUCCAGCAGCUGAGUCUGCAGCACAACAGCCUGAGCUCCUACCAGGGCGUGUGUGAGGCUGUGGAGCUGCUGCCGGGGCUCCAGCACCUCGAUCUCAGCCACAACGAGCUCACAGCAGCACACCCAUCCUCCUCCUGCCAGUGGCCUCCAUCCCUCCGCCACUUUAACCUGUCCAGCACCGGCUUGGAUGAGGUGCCAACCCCGCUGCCUCCCCACCUCGAGGUGCUGGACAUGAGCCACAACCACCUCCACGCUGUAGACAUCUCCCUCAUCUCCUUGAAGAAACUCUUCCUGAAUGAAAACCUGCUGCAGGCCAUCCCCUCCAUCAGGAAUUACCCCGUGCUGGACACCCUUCACCUGGACAACAACUCCAUUUCUGAGCUGCCCGGGGACGAGGUGAAGCUGCUGGGGCGGCUGCAGGACGUGGCUGUGGCUGACAACCCCUUCAGCUGCUCCUGCUCGGGGGCCGGGGGGCUGCAGGCGCUGGCGGCCGCGGGGCACCUGGGGCAGGGCUGGCCCGGGGGCUACAGGUGCCACUCCCCAGCGCAGUACCGGGGCUGGCAGGUGGCACGGGUGCCCGUGUCGCUGCUGCGCUGCCACCUCGCCGCCGUGGUGGCCCCGCUCUGCGUGGCCCUGGCCCUGCUGGCUGUGGCUGGGGCCGCGUGUCUGGCCAGGGGCAGGUCCUGCCGCAGAGCCUGAGGGCACCGGGACCCUUCCCCACGGCGCUCCCGGGAAGGGUGGCAGCUCCCCGUGCUGGUGAGGGGCUCUGGCUGUCCCAGCCUGGGCUCCCCAGUGGGGCUGGGCUGUCCACAGGGUUGUCCUGCAGUGCCUGUGCCCAGCUGUGCCCAGGCACUCAGCCCCACUGCCCUCACUUCCAGCCCCACCCCAGGCUCUGACCACAGCCACAGCCUCCCCUGGGCACGUCCCUGUGGCCAGCUCCAGCUGCCCCAGCACGCCCCGCUGUCCCUGCCAUGUCACUGCCCUGGGCAGGAGGAGCUCAGCUCCCUCCCAUUCCCACUGGCAGCACUCAGAUGCCCCCCCAGCCUUGCUGGGCUCUGCUGGUCCCUGCCCAGAGCCCCCCACACCUUUUAUCCCCACCAGUCCAGGCAUCCUUGGAGCCUCCAUGGCUCAUCCUCCCUCUCCUCCCCCGGGUCUCUGGCUGGGCCAGGAUGUCUGGUUUGGCAGCAGGAUGCUGCUUGGCUGCUCUUCGGCCUAAUAGAAAAACUGAAAAAACACAAAAGACGGGAAAAUGACUAAAUUAAACACCCUGCACACAAAUGCUAA
This is a messenger RNA of Taeniopygia guttata (zebra finch), 2422 nucleotides long. It is a transcript of the gene CD14, whose product is annotated as CD14 molecule. The record is from RefSeq and is a predicted model, not a curated record. Lineage: Eukaryota; Metazoa; Chordata; Aves; Passeriformes; Estrildidae. Gene Ontology annotation, cellular component: lipopolysaccharide receptor complex; external side of plasma membrane; membrane raft. Gene Ontology annotation, biological process: positive regulation of cytokine production; cellular response to lipopolysaccharide; toll-like receptor 4 signaling pathway. Gene Ontology annotation, molecular function: lipopolysaccharide binding; protein binding.